AUGACCUCAUCCCCUCCUAGGCAACCUGGGCACAUCCAUCUUAACCAGUCUCCUCCACGCCCCGCCCGCUACUACCGCGGAGAAUGCGCUACCAUUCACCCACUACGUCGCCUGCGUCCGCAGCGCCACCUCCUCGCAGCGCCUGACCCAGCGCGGGACCCCGUGGCCGCCGUGACCGCCGCCGACGUGGUCAUCCUGGCCAUCGACCCGGCCGAUAUCCAGCAGGCAUUAUCCCAGCCGGCGCUAGCACAGGCCUUGAAAUCGAAACUCCUGGUCAGCGUGGCGGCCGGGUGGACGACCGCGCAGCUGCACGAGACCCUCGGCGACUCGACCCGAGAGAUGCGCAUCGUGCGCACGCUGCCUAACAUCGCGGCGCAGGUCUCGGAAUCGCUCACCGCUAUUGAAGUGUCCCCUUCAUCUUCUUCCACGGAAGACGAAGUGACACUCAACCUGGUCGAGCAAAUCUUCACCCGCGUCGGCAAGACUAUCCGCGUGGGCCCGUCGCAGAUCGACGCCAUCACGGCCGUGGGUGGAUCGACGCCCGCUUUCUUUGCUAUUAUCUGCGACGCCCUGAUCGACGCCGCCGUGGCUACGGGGGUGCCGCGCGAUGUUGCUGGUAUGGCGGUCGUGCAGGCCAUGAAGGGCAGCGCGGCCAUGAUGCAAGAGGGGGGAUUGAGUCCCGCCGAGUUGCGCGACCAGGGCACUUCGCCGGCGGGAUGUACGAUGGCGGGCGUGAUGGCGUUGGAGGAGGGGAGUCUUCGGGGGGUGCUGGGACGGGGAAUGCGAGAGGCGGUGGGGAGGGCGAGGGGGAUGGGAGAUCGUGAUUGA
Messenger RNA from Aspergillus melleus, 828 nucleotides. RefSeq names its product pyrroline-5-carboxylate reductase family protein. Bases 1 to 828 code for a protein of 275 amino acids. The record is from RefSeq and is a predicted model, not a curated record. Gene Ontology annotation, molecular function: pyrroline-5-carboxylate reductase activity. The transcript has 2 exons. Lineage: Eukaryota; Fungi; Ascomycota; Eurotiomycetes; Eurotiales; Aspergillaceae. Gene Ontology annotation, biological process: L-proline biosynthetic process.